AAUCGCCGCUCGGGGGGGGCGGCACUUCCGCUGCCAGGAUAGGACAUGUUUUAUUGUGCGAUCAGUUUCACUGAAGACUCCUGCAGUUGUUUCUAAGUCCGUGAAAUUCGGGUUUCGGUAGGGCAGAUCGGCGGUUUUGAAGGAGGACGGGCACGUAGAGACUCGAAAUACCCGGUUCGCCCGCAGGCUUGUCGGCGGAGCCUCGAUACGUUGGCGCAGGGGUCCGUGUGCUGGCAUUUAAUCGGUACAGCCAGCUCAGCCGGCGGCGCAGAAGUGGAGUCGGGUAGAGUACUGCACUCAGCCUUUUUUCCCUCCCGAUUCUCCUGUCACCUCGGCUGCGAACAGCCGCCGCUGCAGGAACUUCGGCCGCUUCUCGUUUUUCGGGGUCUGGCCGUGCGGCGCCGGUUUCGCCGGGUUCCCGGGCGCGGAGGUGUGGGCAUGCCCCAGCGGGCCUGCGGUCAGCGGCAGACGCGGUGGAGAGUGAGGUUGUAACUGCUGCAGCCAGCGAGAGAUCCCCCUCGCUCUGCGUUUUGCACUUGAAUGUAGUCUGGCCUCGUACUUUUUUUUACCUCGGUCCGUGUUUUUGGCUUGGUCUAGAAAGCUGUAUCCGAACCAGCAAGUCGCUGUGUGAUCACUGAAGAGCUUUUCGACUUUUUCUUUCCAAUCGGAGAACAGCUUAGGCGUUAUUUUUUCCACCUCAAUCGUAGCCUUUUUUUUCCUCCCCAGACUUCAUCUAGUCGCGUAUCCUUAAUCCUCUCUAUCUGAUAUUCGCCCGGAGUUGUGUGUGUGUGUGUGUUGGUUUUGUUUUUUGCUGCUCCUGCCCUUUUUUUUUGUGAUUGCGUCUCGCACGGCCGCCCUCUUCCAGCGCUCUGGUCUCCUCGUGAAAGAGUGCGUGCUCGCUUGACUGAGGGAAAAAAAAGAAGAAAGGAAGAGGAGACGAAGAGGAGGAGGCCGGAACCGGACUGUGUGUGUGCGUGUGGUGUGUGUGUGUGUCUCUCUCUCGUCCCCCUCACCCGAGUCCGAGACAAAAGCAGCAUGAACGGGUUCAGCACGGAGGAGGACAGCCACGACGGGCCGCCGGCGCCGCCGUUUUACGGCCAGAGCUGCUGCCUCAUCGAGGACGGAGAGCGCUGCAGCCGCUCCGCCGGCAACGCCUCCUUCAGCAAGCGCAUCCAGAAGAGCAUCUCGCAGAAGAAGCUCAAGCUGGACAUCGACAAGAGCGUCAGGCAUCUGUACAUCUGCGACUUCCACAAGAACUUCAUCCAGAGCGUCCGGAACAAGAGGAAGAGGAAGACGAGCGACGACGGGGGCGAGUCUCCUGACCACGACGUCGAAGUGCCAGAGGUUGACUUGUUUCAGCUUCAGGUGAACACACUAAGACGCUACAAGCGGCAUUACAAGUUACAGACCCGGCCAGGCCUCAACAAAGCUCAGCUGGCAGAGACUGUUAGUCGUCACUUCAGGAAUAUUCCUGUGAAUGAGAAGGACACACUGACCUAUUUUAUUUAUAUGGUGAAGAGCAACAAAAGCCGUCUUGAUCAGAAAUCAGAAGGCAGCAAACAGCUGGAAUAAGGUCACUGGGUUGUAAAGUACCUGAGGCGGACGGACAUGUCAGAAACGAAGAAGCUCUUGUUCAGCCAAACAUUAAGACUGUUCCGGUCGAAAAGGGUAUAGCUAUAAUGUGAAUAUAUAUGUACAAAAAAUAAACUUUUAACUGAACGUGGCAGAAGAAGAAGAUGUAGUGUUGCUGCAGUAAGAGUGUGUUUUUAUUUUUGCUGCCGGGGUGUCGGCCCGCGGUGCUGCACUCGCAGGCCGGCGCGGCAAACAGCAGUCGGGUUGGCUGGGGAGGAGAGCUGGGGGCCGGCAGGGGGGUCCGCUCACGCCCUGCUCCAGCAGCCGUGGGGAUGGGGGUAUCUGAGCGCCCGCAGCUUCCCAGCAAGUGACCUGCACUCCCCCACUCUCAAGGUGUCUCGCAGCGAUGACCUCGGCUCCUGUUGAUCAUGUCUGUUGAUUUUGCUGUCGGUCGUUGAACUGGAAAUCAUGAAAUGCUGACUAAAACAAGAGCCACCUUUUUCUGAAAUGCCACACAAGCCCGUUCCUUCCUUUUAUUUAUUUUUUUAUGUGAGACUGGAUGAUGGAAGAGGCAGAAUUUGAUUUUGGGAGGGGGUUGUUACCGUCAUUUAAUCCAGCCCAGCUCUGAAGGGAGACCUGUGUCUCCAGUUGGUAUGAGAUGACGCUGGGCCCACUGCUGUUGGUCUGGAACUUGAGAAGAGUAAAGCUGCCCUUUACUCGUUCAGCAAAUGCUCUUUGGACCUGCCAAGGCUAGAAAGGUUUCCACAAUGCAGAACAUGAGACUUUGCAGUCUCAUAGACAGAUACUGCUUUUAAAGCUUUGCACAGUGUGGGGGUAUCUUCUUCCCAGGUAUGGUUUUACACGGCGUUUUGGAAAAUUAAGUAUGAAAGAAUACACUUCCGACCAGCUGAUGUUUUUAAGAUGUACAUUGUGUAAAUGACGGAGGUUGGUGCUGUAUCACUUCACCAUUUGUGAUUUUCCUUAAUUAACCCAGUUCUGAAUAGACAGGCGUGACAAUCGCGAGGGGUUGAUCAGAAGAAUUACCUUGUUUUCAAAGUAAAAUACUUAGUGGAACACUUAGUGGAAAUAUUACAGCAUGUGAAACAAUGAAACUCUUAUUUUUAUUUCCGUUUAUGGUUUAAGCUCCGUGGAGCAUGUGUAAUAUCGAAUUCCUGGUUGUGUUGCUUUCAUUUUUUUACUAGGUUAUUUCAAAUGUGUUGCCUACACAUGUACAGUUAGUAAUUUUAGCAGCACAAACUUUAGUUUUUCUUCCUGGUGGUGUUGGGUCAGGAACUGUGGAAGUGGAGUGGCGCUUGCCCAAGGACAGGCCUUUCCGGACUGCGGGAAUGGCUCUUCUGCUGCGCUUCGUCCGAGCACAUGGCGAAACGUCCGGGUGGGAAUGCACUGCGAUGAAAGGACUGUAGAGCACAAGACUGUUCUUAGAAUCCUCUCGCAGCCCAGGUUAAUGGGCUGAACCACUAGCUACACUGUGGGCUGAAGAGCAUCAUCUCCUUUCCUCCUGGGCUGGAACUCAGCUUUGUUUAAAAGCUGUGGUGUUCCUGGGUUCAGUGAGGUUAUUUUUCCUCUGGCGUGAUGUUGGCUCAGAAGACCCUGCGGGAGAAUCGCACCGGUCCCGGUUGUUGAUGAAAGGGUGGAUCGAAGGAGCCUGUUCCAAUUCGACGGCCGAGUACGCGAUCAAGUGGCCUCUUGUUCAGUUGGUACUCAAUGGGAUUUUUUACAGAACACAAAAGCCAAUGUAAUAGAAAAAUGGGUCUGGUAGCAAUUUCCAUUUCAAUCCAUGCCUUUAUUUGAGUAUAUUUUAUUAAUCUGGAAAGAGAUCAACCAUGCAUAUACGCUGCAUAUAUUGGACACAAAGUGGUUCUUACCAUGUGAUGAACAAGAUGUUGUUCCGACAGAGGGGCUGGACGUGCUUGGCAGGCCUCAGUCCAAGAUGUAAUGCCUUAGUAUGGGGUUUUGUUAGCCUCAUUAUAUUGGAGGCUUUGUAUUUAAGACUGUAUGUACGAAGUGAAAGAGCUUUUGUCCCCACAACACUUGCUGUAUCUUGAUGAAGUGUUGAUACCCGUUACAGCUGUGCUAGUACACAUUAGUGCUGUAUACGUUUUGCUGUUUUCUUUUGUUUAAAGGUUUUGUAAGAUGUAAACACACUGGCUGUGCUGUCCUACAAUUUGCUGUACUAAACUAGAUUGAGGUAGACACCGCUUACUGCUUUUAAUAAAUGUUCUGUGUAUAGUAAA
This is a messenger RNA of Lepisosteus oculatus (spotted gar), 3827 nucleotides long. It is a transcript of the gene sap30l, whose product is annotated as sap30-like. NCBI's taxonomy places the organism in Eukaryota, Metazoa, Chordata, Actinopteri, Semionotiformes, Lepisosteidae. The record is from RefSeq and is a predicted model, not a curated record. Gene Ontology annotation, cellular component: histone deacetylase complex. Gene Ontology annotation, molecular function: transcription coregulator activity; protein binding. Gene Ontology annotation, biological process: regulation of DNA-templated transcription.